Molecule: messenger RNA, 2582 nt
Organism: Schistocerca piceifrons (Central American locust)
Lineage: Eukaryota; Metazoa; Arthropoda; Insecta; Orthoptera; Acrididae
Exons: 3
Coding region: 123-2336 (737 amino acids)
Source: RefSeq, a predicted model, not a curated record
UUAACAGGAGUCACUCAGGAAUACUGGUGAGGUCUGUUAGUAGGUACAACAGUGGUGUUCAAUCUACUCCUUCACCAUACACUACUCCAAACACACAUGAAGUACCUUCACUCUUGCCUCAUAUGAGAAAAUUCUUUACACCUCCACUUCCUCCAGAAUAUUCAAAUCCAUUUGCUGACAAACCAACUUUACGAGGCAGUUAUUCUGAUUCAGGUUCAUCAAACAGACGUCCAAUUCCGCCACCUCCGCGACCCCCUUCAAACAGAGAACGAAUUCCAGAUAGACCUCCAGACCUUGUUCCAUUGGAGAAGGAGAGGUCAUCUUCCCGAGACAAAAAGAAGCCUCUGAAUACACCAAGUUUCAACCGACCCCCAGAAACUCCUUUUUCUGAAGUAAGCAACAGCAAUUUCAAUGUACGGCACAAUAAUGAAUCGGAAUACGAAACUGUUCCCAGUUUACAUUCUCCAAGUGUUUCACGUAUAUUGUCUGGAAGCAGUGGCCGAAAACCAAGUAACCCAGGAAUUAUUAUAAAGCCAAAUACAGAAUCCAAAGCCCCUCAGUUACCAGAUUCCACAGAUACUAAAGAGAAACAGACAGGAAUUUCUGGAGUACAGGAUACUGUACCAGCAGAUGCUGACUUAGCUGUGGAUGAGCGUAGUACAAGACGUGAUGAAGAGUUACCAGAUGAUCAACAGCAGCCUCCUAAAUCUGAUGAUCGUGGGAUUCAUGUGGCUAUUUCUCCAAGUACACCAGCCCACAAAGAUCUUCGUGGCAAAUGGGGUGUUGCAUGGGAUGUUCAUGUGUAUCUUACUGGAAGCCUGUUUACAGUGCUUAGUAUUUGCUCAUUCAUCAACAUUGCACGUGCAAAUUCGUGUAGACGACUGCUUUCAUAUGGCUAUUUUGUGUCAUUGCAUGCAUUACUGUUUGUAGUUGGUAUAUUGCGUAGUGUAUAUCUGUUUUAUGAUGGGUACAAUGUGAAUAAGUCUUUUCCAGAACCAGUUUCACUUUUGAUGUUUCACAUUGUUUCACCUUGCAUCACAUCUGCAUUUUUAGUACUUUUUCUCUUCCUCCUCUUAACUACAAAGGUCUAUGUAUUUGGUGUUUAUUUGCAGAAACCUACUGUUAUUGCAAUUUUUAUAAUUGUACAUAUUGUUUUGUGUGUUAGUUUGGACCUUGCAUCUGGCUUUUCUCCAGAAUCUUUUCUAUCUCUGAUUUGUCAGUGUUUGUUUGUCCUUAUAUGUGUAUGUGUUGGCCUGGCAUAUUUGUACUCAUACAGGAUGUUAGUCAGGUCUGCAUCUCGUAAAAUGGAUAGCUCAUUUGGAAACAAUUUCACAAAUAUUCAUCACCCAACGCUAUCUAUAGCAAUACGUUUGACAUUAGCUGCAGCACUAUUAAGUUUGCUGCUGUCAGCUGCCCAUUUGUAUGGGAUAUUUGGUGUUGAUGACAAUUUAGAGUGGGAGGGUAAGUCUCUUCCUUGGCUGCGAUGGGGUCAUCAGUUUUCAGUUCGGGUAAUAGAGAUUGCAAUUUGCUUCUUACUGCUGAGUGCUGGUGUUCAGCCUAUGCGCCAGGAUCGUGCUGAAGCCGCAAAAGGGCAGCAAAAUUCAGGCCUUGCACUAUUUCGUUGUCGUCAGUGCACUAAUACGACCCAGAGUAAUGAAACAGCUGAUGACAUUUAUCCGGCUGUAUGUGUAACAAAUCAAGCUAUUCAUGACUAUACUGUUCGUACAGGGAAGAAAGUUUAUGAUGAUUCAUUCCCAUUAAACAAUCUUCACACCAGUUUCUCUGCUUCAGAAUCUGGUUUUUCUGUCUCUACCUCAGAACGUAGGCUUUUGAGAAAGUCAGGCUAUGUUCCACAUGAGGCUCCAUUUCCAGUUACAGAAGUGGGAUCUUCUGAGAGGAGAUCUGUCAAGAAAGGUCCAGUAUUUACAGGAGAAAGAGCGGAGUUUGAUAUUCCUUUCUCAACUGUUGAAGUUAGGCGAUCAUUGAAGGGUAGUGGGACUCUUGCGAGACAUAAUGUGAGACGACCAGAACCAUCAUUUAAAUGUAGCUCGUCAAAUGAUGGACAGGCGCACAAAACUUCAGGGAUUAUUGAGUCACAAUAUUGUGGUGCGCCAGUGAGUUCUGAUGUCCGUCGUUCAGUGAAAAAAUCGGGUACACUUGUGUCUCUAAACUCUGAAAGGCGAACUCCUGUACAUCAGCAUAGGAAUGUGUCACAAACAUUGUCAUCAGCAAGAGAGAGAAUAUCCCCUUCAAUGUUAGUGGCAGAGAAUGGGUUUGUUAGGUUCCGCACUUUAGCAGACACAGAAUUGGAUCCAAGUGAAAUGGUACGUAGAUAAAAUGUUGGAGUGUGGAAAAAAGAGAUUGUUUUAGAUUGUAUGUUAAAUGUCUAUUUGAUGUUGUUUAAAAGAGUGCUGCUGAGCACAUAACUGCAGUCUGUCGUGUCUAUAAGAAUAAUCAGAUCUGUACUACUCAAACUUAUUGCUUGUGGCUACUGCCACUUCACUUGGUUUCUUGUAUGAAACUGUGUGUUGGAGCAGUAAUGAAACUGUUAUGCCACACAUGGUUUUCUGUAGAAAACGUGU